AUGGGUAGUGCUAAAUCAGCAAUGCUGAUCCUCUUACUAGCAACGGCCAUCGCAUCUUGUGCGAUGGCCAUGGACAUGUCCGUCAUUUCCUUCGACGACAACCACCACGUGACCGCUGGUCCUGGCCGCCGCCAGAGCGUUUUUGACGCUGAGGCAGCGUUGAUCUUUGAGUCAUGGAUGCUUAAACAUGAGAAAGUGUACAACUCUGUUGCUGAAAAGGAACGGCGUUUAACUAUUUUCGAGGACAACCUCCGAUUCAUCACUAACCGAAACGCUGAGAAUCUCGGCUAUCGGCUCGGUUUGACCCGGUUUGCGGAUUUAUCUCUCCAUGAGUACGGAGAAAUUUGCCACGGGGCUGAUCCAAGACCACCUAAGAACCACGUCUUCAUGACUAGUACCGACCGAUACAAGACUAGUAAUGGUGAUGUGCUGCCUAAGUCCGUUGACUGGAGGAACGAAGGCGCAGUGACUGAAGUCAAAGAUCAAGGCCAUUGCAGGAGUUGUUGGGCGUUCUCAACUGUGGGGGCAGUGGAAGGCUUAAACAAGAUAGUGACAGGAGAGUUAGUCACAUUGUCUGAGCAAGAUUUGAUUAAUUGUAACAAAGAAAAUAAUGGUUGCGGAGGAGGCAAAGUCGAGACUGCCUAUGAGUACCUAGUUAACAAUGGUGGUCUUGGUACCAGUAACGAUUAUCCUUACAAAGCUGUUAAUGGAGUUUGCGACGGCCACCUCAAGGAAAACAACAAGAAUGUAAUUAUGAUUGAUGGGUAUGAGAAUUUGCCUGCAAACAACGAACUUGCUCUAAGGAAAGCGGUUGCUCACCAGCCUGUAACAGCCGUUAUCGAUUCGAGCAGCCGGGAAUUUCAGCUUUAUGAAUCGGGUGUGUUUGAUGGAACAUGCGGAACAAACCUAAACCAUGGAGUUGUUGUGGUCGGGUAUGGAACAGAGAAAGGGCGUGACUAUUGGAUUGUGAGAAACUCGUGGGGCAACACAUGGGGAGAAGCUGGCUACAUGAAGAUGGCUCGUAACAUUGCCAACCCAAGAGGUUUAUGUGGCAUCGCAAUGCGAGCUUCAUACCCUCUCAAGAACUCCUUUUCUACUGAUAAAAGCCCUAUCGUUUGA
Messenger RNA from Microthlaspi erraticum, 1119 nucleotides. The record is from the annotation of a GenBank genome assembly. NCBI's taxonomy places the organism in Eukaryota, Viridiplantae, Streptophyta, Magnoliopsida, Brassicales, Brassicaceae.